AUGGCUGCGCAAUCUACUUUACGUACCCGGAUCUCUAAGUUCCUCGCCGGGUACUUCCGUUUGCUCGCCCAGUCCCCGAAAUCCCAGCGUCUAGUCAGUGCUGCGAUUCUGUGCGCUCUUGUUAUCGCAGGAUUCGACAGACGCCGGAGAUGGAAACAGCAAGACGAAGAACAAAAGCGUGGGAGGGAGCUAGUUCGACGUAAUUCCGGGAUCAUCGGCAAGGAUGGUACCUACACCAUUUAUGUCCCGCAUCCAAGGCACGGCACCACGAAGGUUGUUAUAAAUCCCACAAAGAAGACAACAUUCGAGGCGCAUAGACGGCUGUUUUUGAGUGGACCGAGAGGUAAAGGACAAUAUGUAUCCGGGACCCCACCACCUAAUACAAAGCCCGGUCUCAAUCUCGCCUUCUUACAUCAGUUCCUCUCUCUUCUUUCUAUUUGUCUCCCUCGCAUUGAUUCUCGUGGUACCCUUCUUUUGAUGCUUCACACCAUCGCUCUAAUUUCUCGAACAUAUUUGUCUCUUGUAAUUGCUCGUCUUGACGGUAGUAUCGUCCGCGACCUCGUCGCUGGAAACGGUAAAGCCUUCUCCAUCGGUAUCUUAAAAUGGUUGGGCGUUGGUGCGGUCGCCAGCUACACAAAUGCCGGUAUCAAAUAUCUCCAAUCCAAGAUUUCGAUCGAAUUCCGUACGAGAUUGACAAGAUAUAUCCACGACCUGUACCUCAAUGACCGCCUCGGCUAUUAUAAACUUACAAAUCUUGAUGGUGGUGUCGGCACCGGAGCUGACCAGUUCAUUACGACUGAUCUCACACGCUUCUGCGACGAAGCUUCUGCGAUCUACUCUUCUCUGGGCAAGCCUUUCCUUGAUCUCGUAGUCUUCAACUGGCAGCUCAUGCGCAGCCUUGGUCUGGCUGGUGUGGGCGGUCUUCUUAGCAACUACUUCCUCACUGCUUAUGUUCUCAAGAAAUACUCACCGCCAUUCGGUAAACUUGCGGCCGUGCAAGCUAAGAAAGAAGGUGAAUUCCGUGGCCUCCACUCUCGCUUGAUCACUAAUGCAGAGGAAAUCGCUUUCUAUGGUGGAUCUGAGAUGGAAGGCGUAUACCUCCACCGCGGUUUCGGAGAACUCAAGAACUGGAUGGAGAACAUAUAUAGCAUGAAGAUCAGAUACAACAUGCUUGAGGACUUCAUUUUGAAAUACUCUUGGUCCGCUUUCGGAUUCGUUAUUACCUCCCUGCCGGUAUUUAUGCCCGCAUGGGCCGGUCUUGGUGGUUUACUGGAGUUGGCAAGCAACAAAGAGGCCCCCUCAGCCGACCAUGAACGCCGACGCGGCCAAGACCGAAUGAAGGGCUUCAUCACAAACAAGCGACUCAUGUUAAGUUUGGCAGAUGCAGGUGGUAGAAUGAUGUACAGCUUCAAGGAUCUCAGCGAACUCGCUGGUUACACUUCGCGGGUAUACACAUUGAUCUCAACUCUUCACAGAGUUCACUCGAAUGCCUACCAAAUCCCGUCGAAGGGGCAUGCGGAACUAUACUCUAUGGCCGACGUCCAGGGUACAAUUCACAAAGGCUUUGACGGUGUCCGUCUGGAAAGCGUACCAAUUGUCGCACCGGCGCUCUAUCCACGAGGAGGCGAGGAAAUCAUUGAAGAUCUAUCGGUCAUCAUUAAGGAAGGUGAACAUCUCCUUAUCAUCGGCCCUAACGGCUCUGGAAAGAGUAGCGUCGCUCGUGUUGUCGCUGGUUUAUGGCCCGUCUUCCGUGGAUUGGUCAGUCUGCCACGGAACAGAGGCGAGGACGGUAUCAUGUUCCUGCCCCAGAGGACAUACCUUUCUAUGGGCACGCUGCGUGACCAAGUCAUCUACCCGCACACUGAAAUGGAUAUGAGGACUUCCACCAAGAACGACGCAGAACUUCAGAGGAUUUUGGAAGCUGUGAGGCUAGGUUAUUUGAGGGAUAGAGAGGGCGGCUGGGACACACAGAAGGAUUGGUCUAACGUUCUCAGCGGAGGAGAAAGGCAGAGGAUGGCAUUUGCUAGGCUGCUGUACCACGAGCCCAAGUAUGCAUUCGUUGACGAGGGCACCAGCGCGGUCAGCAGUGACGUUGAGGGACUGUUGUACGAGACGGCAAAGGAGCGGGGCAUUACUCUGAUCACCAUUUCAACUCGUGCUCAGUUGAAGAAGUACCACACCUACCAGCUCCGCCUUGGUAUGGGUGAGUACGGCGCUGAAUGGGAGUUCGACCGGAUCGGCGCCGAACGCGAGCGAAUGAGCAUUGAAAAGGAAAUCAAGGAGCUCGAAGAGAGACUCGCUAAGGUUAACGAUAUGGAACAAAGGAAGCAGGCUAUUGAAGCCGAGUUGAAGAACGUUCUCAUCGAAGGCGGUGACUUGGGCGUUGUAGAAGCUGAAAGUCUCCCCGACGAGGAAGAGGAAAGUGAGGAGGAACAAGCACAGGGACCUGAAGUCGAGUUCGUACCCGUGUUAGAAGAAGAAGAUUAUGCUGCCUCGACUAAUGAUGAUGUUGCUGUUAUUGACGACGAGAGCAGCAGUGGUUCGGAGGCUAAGUAA
Molecule: messenger RNA, 2556 nt
Organism: Orbilia oligospora ATCC 24927
Lineage: Eukaryota; Fungi; Ascomycota; Orbiliomycetes; Orbiliales; Orbiliaceae
Exons: 3
Coding region: 1-2556 (851 amino acids)
Biological process (GO): fatty acid beta-oxidation; long-chain fatty acid import into peroxisome; peroxisome organization
Cellular component (GO): peroxisomal membrane
Molecular function (GO): ATP binding; long-chain fatty acid transmembrane transporter activity; ATP hydrolysis activity
Source: RefSeq, a predicted model, not a curated record